UGCACUUCCGGUCGGCAUUUUGUUCUGUUGAGGAGAAGCGAAUUCCUGAUCCCCGGAGCGCCGCGCAACGACUUGACUCCUCCCCUCCUACCUUCACCGGCAUCCUUCGCCUUCCAAGCCAGUGGCCUAGCGGAAAUACAACGUAAACUACCCGGACUGCCUUACUGCGCUGCCACCCGGGCCUGCGGUGUUCUCUUGCUCCCUCCUCCCGGACCGGUCGCCUGUGCUGCGUGGAGAGGGGGCUUGUGCUUCACCCGGAAGGAGCUGUUGUUUUGUGGUUGUUCGGCCAGGAAUCUCUCCCCCCGCCUGGUCCCCGGCGGCUGCGGGAGGGAGGGGGGCAGGUCAGGGGCAGGAGGAGGAGAAGGGAUCGGCUCCUUCCCCCGCUCCCCUUCUGGCUACAUGUUCGCGGCACCGAGGCGGAAGCUACGCCAAGACGGAUUAUCCAGGCGUGUGUAAGGAUCAUCCCGCCUCGGCUAUUCUAGCACAUCCCGGAGGCCGCGGGCUCAUCCCGCCGCUCACUCAGUGUUUAGGAAAUGGAAAGUAAUGACAGCUGGCACGUCUACUAAAAUACCUGGAUAGAUACCACCAUCCUCCAGCAUCAGGAUGAAUGGGGAUAUGCCUCAUGUUCCCAUUACAACUCUUGCGGGGAUUGCUAGUCUCACAGACUGUGAGUAUACUCCAUUACACGUUGUGUUAGAACUUAAAGAUAAUCUUGGAAGUGAUGACCCCGAAGGUGAUAUUCCGGUCCUGCUGCAGGCCACUUUGGCCAGAAAUCCCAAUGUUUUCAGGGAAAAAAGUAUGCAGAACAGAUACGGAGUGCAAAGUGGGAUGAUGAUGCCUCAGUAUAAGCUUCCCCAGAAUUCCAUGCAUGGCAGCCCUGCUUCUUCCAAUUAUCAGCAAACCACUAUCUCACACAGCCCUUCCAGUCGGUUUGUGCCACCUCAAACCAGUUCAACAAACAGGUUUAUUGGUCAGCAAAAUAGUCCUGUUCCUAGUCCAUAUGCACCUCAAAGUCCUGCAGGGUACAUGUCUUAUCCCCAUCCUGGAGGUUAUGCUCAACAUCAACAGAUGCAACAAGCCUCUGUCUCAAGUCCAAUAGUAGCAGGUGGGCUAAGAAACCUGCAUGAAAAUAAAGUCUCUGGGCAACUGUCUGGCAGUUCAGCAAACCACCAUACAGAUAAUUCCAGACAUAGCACCAGUGAGGACUACCUCCAGAUGGUACAUAGACUUGGCAGCGAGGAUAGUGACUCUUCAAUACGAAAUGAAACCUCCUUCUCCCUGCGUUCCCCACAGUCUGUUUGCUCUCCUCCUGAAAUUGAAGGGACUCCAAAAGCAUCAAGACCAUUAGUACUUCAAACACAGCCCCCUCCCUAUGCCUCCCCCAGAGAUGCUCCUCCUGACAUACUCUUGGACUCUCCAGACAGAAAGCUGAAGAAACAAAAAAAGUUAAAAUUAAGUAAAGAUGAAAAGGAGCAAAAUGAAAAGUCUGCUAUGUAUGACAUCAUUAGUUCUCCUUCAAAGGAUUCCACCAAACUCACUUUAAGACUUUCACGUGUGAGAUCUUCUGAAAUGGACCAGCAAAGUGACAUUCUCUCUAGUAUGGAGAAUAGUAAUGUCUCAGAAGGAGACACCUCCUUCAGCGUACAAUACCCAGGGCAUGCAUCAAAAACACCAGUCACUCCACAGGACAUUAGUCGGCCUUUGAAUGCUGCUGCUUGUUUGCAGGAACAGACUGAAUUCCUACAGGUGCAGCAAGUACCUGUCCUACAACCUAACAUGUCAGCAAAACCAUCUCAUCCUCCUGUGGCCCACUCACAAUCCCAACAAACAGGAAACAUAACACCAUAUGAUGAAGUGGAGCUGGAUGCUCUGGCAGAAAUCGAGAGGAUAGAACGUGAAUCUGCCAUUGAGCGAGAGCGUUUUUCUAAAGAAGUUCAGGACAAAGAUAAACCUUUAAAGAAAAGGAAACAGGAUUCCUACCCAUUAGAAGCUGGAGGUGCUACUGGAGGAAACAGACCAGCUUCUCAGGAGGCUAACUCAACAGGAAAUGGUUCACGGCCAGCUCUGAUGGUUAGCAUCGAUCUCCAGCAUGCUGGCAGAGGGGACUCUCAGGCAACUGUAACUCAGGAUUCAGACUUUGUCAGAAAAAUAGAAGAAUCAAAGCCUUGUAACGAUGGAUAUUCUUCUGGUCUUCAUGAGGAUUCUGUUGUAGUACUUAAACCUAAUUCUGAAAACAACCCAAGCACGCCACAGAAAAGGCCAGAGAUAGAAUCUGAAAAUUGCGAUAAUUUAAUAAAAAGCACAACUGAUAACCAUCCAGUUGAUAGUAGACAGGAGGAAGUUGUUAUUGAAGCAAAAAUGUGUGACAUCAAGGCAGAACCUGCAGAGAGUAAUGAAGAAUCCAUGUGUUUAGAAAACAGCAAAACGGAAGCAAAGUCUGAUAGUUGUGAAGCAAGUGUAGAAGAGAACAAAAUAAAUAUUGAGGAUAUAAAAACAGAGUCAAAGCUUGCUGAGCUUGCAAAUGAAUCAGAGCUCUCUGACAUCCAUGGCGAGACCAAACAAAAUAACAAAAAUACAUGCAUUACAGCUGAAAACAAGCAAGAGCUAAAACAAAGACCUGAUAUUCCUAAGCAGAAGAAUGAAGGCAUGCCAGAGACGCCUCAACAACAAACUGAGGGCAAAUCUGCGAUAUCUAGGCAAAAGAGUGAGGAUAAAUCCGAUCAAUCAACGCAUAAGAGCGAAGGAAACCCUUCCACUCCUAAGCAAAAGAGUGAAGGAAACCCUUCCUCUACCAAACAGAAGAAUGAAGGAAAUCCCUCCACUCCUAAGCAGAAGAGCGAAGGAAAUUGUUCCAUUUCCAAGCAAAAGAGCGAAGGAAAUCCUCCUACUCCCAAGCAAAAGAGCGAAGGAAAUCCUUCUACUCCCAAGCAAAAGAGCGAAGGAAAUCCUUCUACUCCCAAGCAAAAGAACGAAGGAAAUCCUUCUACUCCCAAGCAAAAGAACGAAGGAAAUCCUUCUACUCCCAAGCAAAAGAACGAAGGAAAUCCUUCUACUCCCAAGCAAAAGAGCGAAGGAAAUCCUUCUACUCCCAAGCAAAAGAGCGAAGGAAAUCCUUCUACUCCCAAGCAAAAGAGCGAAGGAAAUCCUUCUACUCCCAAGCAAAAGAACGAAGGAAAUCCUUCUACUCCCAAGCAAAAGAGCGAAGGAAAUCCCUCUACUCCCAAGCAAAAGAGCGAAGGAAAUCCCUCUACUCCCAAGCAAAAGAGCGAAGGAAAUCCCUCUACUCCCAAGCAAAAGAGCGAAGGAAAUCCCUCUACUCCCAAGCAAAAGAGCGAAGGAAAUCCCUCUACUCCCAAGCAAAAGAGCGAAGGAAAUCCUUCUACUCCCAAGCAAAAGAGCGAAGGAAAUCCUUCUACUCCCAAGCAAAAGAGCGAAGGAAAUCCUUCUACUCCCAAGCAAAAGAGCGAUGGAAAUCCUUCUACUCCCAAGCAAAAGAGCGAUGGAAAUCCUUCUACUCCCAAGCAAAAGAGCGAAGGAAAUCCUUCUACGCCCAAGCAAAAGACUGAAGGAAAGCAAGAGGCAUCCAAACAAAAGAGUGAAGGAAAUCCUUCCACCCCUAAGCAAAAGAAUGAAUCUAGAUCGGAACAGAGUAAGCAAAAGAAUGAUAGCAGAGCAGAGACACCUAAACAAAAAAGUGAUGGGCGUUCUGAUAGUCAAAGAAGAAAGAGUGAUGAGAGUCCAGAAACACCGAAACGAUCUAAUAGUCAAAGACGAAAAAGUGAAGAGAGUUCAGAAACUCCAAAACAUAAACAUGAGAACAGAAGGGAGUCCAUCAGACUAUCAACAGAUAAAAAAACAGACUUGUCUAAAAAUAAAACUGAUUCCAGGUGUGUCUCCCCUAGGGUUAGACUUGAUAGUCGAUCAGAUGCAUCAAAACAGAGAGUAGAUGGGAGACCUGGACAUGAUGGUUCAAGGCGUGACAGUGAGCGACUUAAACAAAAGUCGGAUGACAAAGGGGAUUCUGAUCGACACAAAGUAGACUUGACUAGAGUUAGGAGGCCAGGGUCCUUAAGAUCCCUCAAUAAAAGUGAGCAGGAGUCAAAACAAGGAGCUAAAUCGGAUAAAUCUGAUGCAUCUAAAAUGGAUAAAUCUGAGAAGAAACAGCGGCGUGAUUCAGAUGAAUCCAAAGAUAAAUUAACUUCUGGAGAUCAAAAACUGAGGUCUAGCAGUCCUCGGAUUAGAACUGAAAGUAAAGUUGAUCCUAAUAAAUCUAAAUCGGAUAAACCUGGAAUAAAAUCACCUAGUGGUAAAGAUGAAAAAAGGACCGAUGGUAACAAAUGUAAGGGUGAUGGGAAUAAAGCAAAUAGUGACAGCAAAGCAGAGUUACCCAGUUUUUUAAUGGGGGGGAGGCAAGGCACUUUGAAGCACUUUGUAAUUCCAAAACUCAAGCGAGAUAAGGAUGGUAAUAUUACUCAGGAUGCUAAACGGUCUGAAUUAAAAGGGGGUUUGAAAGAUAAGGGAGAGAAGAUGGACUUGGUGGAGGACCUUAAUAAAGGCGCUAAACCCGUUGUUGUUCUUCAAAAGCUGUCUUUGGAUGAGGUACAAAAACUAAUUAAGGAAAGAGAGGAAAAAGCAAGAACUUCACUAAAAUCUAAUAAAACUAAGACAUCGAAAUCCAGCAAAGGUAACAUUGACCAGUCUGUGUUAAAGGAGCUGCCUCCUGACUUGGUUGCUGAGAUUGAGUCAUCCAUGCCGCUAUGUGAACGAGUAAAAAUGAAUAAACGCAAACGCGCCACCGUUAAUGAAAAGCCCAAAUAUGCAGAAAUCAGCUCAGAAGAAGAGGAAGCGGAAGAGGACAAUGACAGCGAGGAAGCAUUUGAACCUUCCAAGAAAAGACACAAGAAAAAUAAAUCUGAUGAUGAAUGGGGGUGUGAUGAACGAGAGAGGCGAGGUUCUGGCGAUCAUCGCCGUGACAGCAGACGAAGUGGUCGCUAUCGUGCAAGAAGCCCUGAGGACUCUGAUAUGGAAGAAUCUCCUCCUCCUCCAAGCCUAAGUGAUGUUGCACGAAGGAUGAAGAAGAAAGAGCGUCAAAAGAAAAGGAAAGCAUAUGAGCCUAAGCUAACACCUGAAGAAAUGAUGGAUUCCUCUACAUUUAAAAGGUUUUCUAACGCUGUUGAAAAUAUUUUGGAUAAUUUGGAAGACAUGGAUUUCACUGCCUUUGGUGAUGAUGAAGAAAUACCUCAAGAGAUGCUUCUGGGAAAACAUCAACUAAAUGAACUUGGAAGUGAAUCUGCGAAAAUUAAAGCUAUGGGCAUUAUGAAUAAGAUCUCAUCUGAAAAACUGGUUAAGUUAAUGGGCAUUCUUGAAAAAAAUAUUCAGGAUGGAUCAAAGCUUUCAACGCUUCUGAAUCAUAAUGAUACAGAGGAUGAAGAAAAAUUGUGGCGAGAUCUGAUAAUGGAGAGAGUUACAAAGUCUGCAGAUUCCUGUCUUACUGCCAUCAACAUUAUGACAUCACAGAGUAUGCCAAAGGCUGUAUAUAUAGAAGAUGUAAUAGAGCGAGUGAUUCAGUACACAAAAUUUCAUUUGCAGAACACACUUUAUCCUCAGUAUGACCCAGUCUAUAGGGUAGAUCAUCAUGGAGGUGGUUUAAUGAGUUCAAAAGCGAAACGAGCCAAAUGUUCAACACAUAAGCAGAGAGUUAUUGUAAUGCUUUAUAAUAAAGUGUGCGAUAUUGUUGCCAGCUUAGCAGAACUACUAGAAAUACAGCUUCUUACAGACACAACUAUUCUACAGGUGUCGUCUAUGGGAAUUACCCCUUUCUUUGUUGAAAAUGUAAGCGAGUUGCAGUUGUGUGGCAUCAAGUUGGUCACUGCGGUAUUCUCUAGGUACGAGAAACACAGGCAGCUAAUUUUGGAAGAAAUAUUCACUUCUCUUGCCAGGUUGCCAACAAGUAAAAGAAGCCUAAGGAAUUUCAGGUUAAACAGUAGUGAUGACGAUGGGGAAGCUUUGUACAUUCAAAUGGUCACAGCGUUAGUUUUGCAGCUUAUACAAUGUGUAGUUCACCUACCAUCAGAUAAAGAUUCAAAUGCAGAAGAAGAGUCUAACAAAAAAAUUGACCAGGAUGUGCUCAUCACUAAUUCAUAUGAAACUGCCAUGAGAACAGCACAGAACUUUCUUUCUAUUUUUCUCAAAAAAUGUGGAAGCAAGCAGGGUGAAGAAGAUUAUAGACCGCUGUUCGAGAAUUUUGUCCAGGAUCUUUUGUCUACAGUUAACAAGCCUGAGUGGCCUGCUGCUGAGUUGCUACUAAGCUUGUUGGGGAGGCUCCUGGUUCAUCAGUUCAGUAACAAGUCUACAGAGAUGGCACUGCGAGUAGCUUCUCUAGAUUAUCUUGGGACUGUAGCUGCUCGACUCAGGAAAGAUUCAGUUACCAGCAAGAUGGACCAGGGAUCGAUAAACCGGAUUCUUAAACAGGUCCCAAAAGGUGAUGAUGAAAUUCAGCAGCUCCAAAAAGCUCUUUUGGAUUAUUUAGAAGAAAAUACAGAGACAGAUCCAUCAUUAGUGUUUUCUCGGAAAUUUUAUAUAGCUCAGUGGUUUCGUGACACUACAAUGGAGACCGAGAAAGCAAUGAAAACUCAAAAAGAUGAAGACUCUGAGGGAACUCACCAUGCAAAGGAGAUUGAAUCCACUGGAGAGAUCAUGCAGAGAGCAGAGAAACGGAAGAAGUUUCUACGGACCAUUAUUAAAACCGCACCAUCACAGUUCAGCACUUUGAAGACAAAUUCAGACAUUGUGGACUAUGAGGAUGCCUGUUUGAUAGUGCGCUAUUUGGCCUCUAUGAGGCCGUUUGCCCAGAGCUUUGAUAUUUAUUUGACUCAGAUUUUGCGGGUACUUGGAGAAAAUGCUAUCGCUGUCAGAACAAAAGCCAUGAAAUGUUUGUCGGAGGUGGUUGCUGUUGACCCCAGCAUUCUUGCAAGGUUGGAUAUGCAAAGAGGUGUUCACGGGAGACUAAUGGAUAACUCAACAAGUGUCAGAGAAGCAGCUGUAGAAUUACUUGGACGGUUUGUGCUCUGUCGGCCCCAACUUGCAGAACAGUAUUACGACAUGCUGGUGGAGCGAAUUCUGGACACUGGUAUUAGUGUUAGAAAAAGAGUAAUAAAAAUCUUGCGAGACAUCUGCUUGGAACAACCAACCUUUCCAAAAAUCACUGAAAUGUGUGUGAAAAUGAUUCGACGGGUCAACGAUGAGGAGGGAAUUAAGAAACUAGUGAAUGAAACAUUCCAGAAGCUCUGGUUUACUCCAACUCCUGAAAAAGAUAAAGAAGCAAUGACCAGGAAAAUAUUAAAUAUAACAGAUGUGGUUGCAGCUUGCAGGGAUACAGGAUAUGAUUGGUUUGAACAACUUCUUCAAAAUUUAUUAAAGGCAGAAGAGGACACCUCCUAUAAACCUGUGAAGAAGGCAUGCACUCAGCUAGUAGAUAAUCUGGUAGAACACAUUCUGAAACAUGAGGAGAGUCUCUCUGACUCUGACAGUAAGGGAGUGAAUUCUGGCCGGUUGGUAGCUUGUAUAACUACAUUGUUCUUAUUCAGUAAAAUCAGGCCUCAGCUUAUGGUGAAACAUGCAAUGACCAUGCAGCCAUAUCUUACCACUAAAUGUAGCUCUCAGAAUGAUUUUAUGGUUAUAUGCAAUGUUGCAAAAAUCUUGGAACUGGUUGUACCAUUAAUGGAGCACCCCAGUGAAACAUAUUUGGCAACAAUAGAAGAGGAUCUAAUGAAACUUAUAAUCAAAUAUGGCAUGACAGUAGUGCAGCAUUGUGUUAGCUGUCUGGGAUCUGUUGUAAAUAGAGUAACACAAAAUUAUAAAUUUGUGUGGGCCUGUUUUAAUAGAUAUUACGGUGCUCUAUUAAAGUUAAAAAGUCAGCAUCAAGAGGACCCUAAUAGUACAAUCCUAACCACAAAUAAACCAGCACUACUUAGGUCCCUCUUCACUGUUGGUGCAUUGUGUCGGCACUUUGAUUUUGAUCAGGAAGAUUUCAAAGGCAGCAGCAAAGUUAACAUAAAAGACAAAGUUUUGGAGCUCCUGAUGUAUUUCACAAAGCAUUCAGAUGAGGAGGUGCAAACAAAAGCCAUCAUUGGUCUUGGGUUUGCAUUCAUCCAGCACCCAAUUUUGAUGUUUGAAGUAGAAGUGAAAAACUUGUACAAUAACAUUCUUUCGGAUAAGAACAGCUCUGUAAAUCUAAAAAUUCAAGUUUUAAAAAAUCUGCAAACCUACCUGCAAGAAGAAGAUACUCGGAUGCAAGAAGCAGAUAGAGAUUGGAAAAAACUUUCUAAGCAGGAAGAUUUAAAAGAAAUGGGAGAUAUUUCCUCAGGGAUGAGCAGUUCCAUUAUGCAGCUUUACCUCAAACAAGUUCUUGAGUCCUUCUUUCACACUCAGUCCAGUGUACGCCACUUUGCUCUGAAUGUCAUUGCAUUGACUUUAAAUCAAGGCCUCAUUCAUCCUGUUCAGUGUGUGCCAUAUCUUAUUGCAAUGGGAACAGAUCCAGAACCAUCCAUGAGAAACAAAUCAGACCAGCAGUUGGUAGAAAUAGACAAGAAAUACACUGGAUUCAUCCAUAUGAAAGCUGUGGCUGGCAUUAAGAUGUCCUACCAGGUGCAACAAGCAAUCAUUUCAGAUAAAAAGCAUUUAGUGAGAGGAUUCCGACAGGACGAGUCCACUACUGCAUUAUGUUCACACCUUUACUCCAUGAUUAGAGGGAAUCGUCAGCACAGAAGGGCCUUCCUUAUCGCAUUACUUAAUCUAUUUGAUGAUGCUGCGAAAACUGAGGUGAAUAUGCUUGUGUAUAUAGCGGACAAUCUAGCUUGCUUUCCAUAUCAAACCCAGGAAGAGCCUCUCUUUAUCAUGCAUCACAUAGAUAUUACAUUAUCUGUUUCUGGUAGCAAUCUGCUUCAGUCAUUCAGAGAGUCAAUGGUGACAAGAAAACCAAAAGUUAAGGAGGCAGCAUCUGAAGAAGAGAGCAGCAGUGAGAGUGAAAAGGAAGUAACCCGGCCUCGAAAAUCUAGAAGGCGAGCAAAUUCUCACUCUGAUUCAGAAGAUGAGGAUGAUGUGGAAUACGUACUUAACUGCCUGCCUGAGGACACUGUACCUCUAAUAGAAUUUGCAAAUGCCUCUCAAGGAAUUCUUUUGCUUUUAAUGUUAAAGCAGCAUUUGAAGAAUCUUUGCGGAUUUUCAGAUGGUAAAAUUCAGAAGUAUUCUCCCUCUGAAUCUGCUAAAGUGUAUGACAAGGCUAUCAACAGAAAAACAGGAGUCCAUUUCAACCCUAAGCAGACAUUAGAGUUUUUGAAGCGAGAUGUGACCUGCGCCAAGAUAAAUGAUGAUAUCAAGAGGACAAUUGCAAAACAAUAUCUGGAUUUUAAGCUGCUUAUGGAGCAUUUAGAUCCUGAUGAGGAAGAGGAGGAAGGAGAGGUGUCAGCUAGCACAGACGCCCGAAACAAGGCCAUUACCUCUUUGCUUGGUGGGAACAGCCCUAAAAACAAUGCAGCUGAAACUGAAGAGGAAGAGAGUGAAGGAGAGGAGAAAACAGCAACAGCACCAACGCCAGGGCUAAGGAAAUCAAAAAGGUUUUCUGACUCUUCAGAGGUGGCAGCUCAGAAGAAAGAAACUCUGGAAGCCCAGGAUGUUAUUGCUCUUUGUUGUCCAAAGUACAAGGAUCGGCCACAGAUUGCAAAAGUAGUACAGAAGACCAGCCAUGGCUACAGUGUUCAAUGGAUGGCUGGCUCCUACAGUGGCACCUGGGCCGAGGCAAAACGCCGUGAUGGCAGAAAACUGGUGCCUUGGGUAGACACUAUAAAAGAGUCAGACAUUAUUUACAAAAAAAUUCCUCUAACGAGCGGUAACAAGCUGACUAAUAAAACUGCGCAGACUUUACGAUCGCUGUAUGCAGCCAAGGACGGGACUUCCAGCUAAUAAAUUUGUAUAUUUGCAGCCAAAUUAACAGGAAUUGAGAACACACACAAACUUGAAAUCUCAGCAUUCUUGCAAAAAAUAAAUAAAUAAAUCAGUUUUAUGAAGAGUAAGAACGGAACUUACGCCGUUAGAAGGAAAAUGUUUGGUAAACAUUUUUGUGGGAGCUUCCUUCGCUGUUGUACAGCAGAAACUUCUCAGUUCAUUUUUACUCCCACUGUAUUAUAGUUUAACAAAAAUUGUUUAUAUCUUGAAGAAAACUUUCUGUUUAAAAAAAACAAACAAAAAAAAUAUAAAAAUAAACAAGUGAAUGUUGAAAAUUAGUCUGUUAAUGUUCUUAAUAAAGUGUUCUUGGAGUUUAACCUAGCAGCGGAUGGCUUUCUUUAGCUUAGCCCGGUUUCCAGGGAAGCUUUUUUUUCUCCAGGCUGUAAAGUGGCAGAAUGCUCUGGAUAUAUAUAAUUUAUUACUUUGAAAAAAGCAUGCAGUAUCUAUGACCUAUCUGCAGGAGGAGGUUUUUUAUGUAAAUGUAGAUUUUGAUGUAUUAGGUCACCCUGAAAUUAUACACGAAAAGGGAUCCCCAGAUAAACUGGUGGAGAUAAUACUGCAAUAAAUUUUUUUACUUCUUUCUUACUUGUCUGUUUCCAUUUGAAUUUUUUAAUGUAAAGCUCUGUUUUAAAUGAUUAUAUUAUUUUGCAGUCUUAUGUAAAUUUUAAUAUCAGUUGUUUUCAACACAAGGCAUAAAAUAUUGUUUAUACAAUUUGUAUAGACUGACCUCAAAGUAACUGGUAUCUUUAUUUUAUCCCCUGUAAAGUUAUAGACAUAAUUAAUUCCUGAUUUUAUUGUAUCCUAAGAUAUUUAGUGUUAACUAUGAUUUAGCACUGUGCCAAACACAUUUUCAGAAUGUUUGAUAUAAAAAGAAACUAUAGUUUA
Molecule: messenger RNA, 10887 nt
Organism: Bombina bombina (fire-bellied toad)
Lineage: Eukaryota; Metazoa; Chordata; Amphibia; Anura; Bombinatoridae
Gene: NIPBL
Product: NIPBL cohesin loading factor
Exons: 46
Coding region: 604-9960 (3118 amino acids)
Biological process (GO): replication-born double-strand break repair via sister chromatid exchange; embryonic viscerocranium morphogenesis; digestive tract development
Cellular component (GO): Scc2-Scc4 cohesin loading complex
Molecular function (GO): chromatin binding
Source: RefSeq, a predicted model, not a curated record